Acanthosepion pharaonis is the source of this 1014-nucleotide messenger RNA. NCBI's taxonomy places the organism in Eukaryota, Metazoa, Mollusca, Cephalopoda, Sepiida, Sepiidae. The record is from the annotation of a GenBank genome assembly.
AUGCAAGGUGGCGCCACAAAAGAUAUCCCCAUGAAUGCCUAUAUCCUCAUUACACUUCUAGAAACAACAGAAUACCAAGUGGAUGGUCACCAGCAAGCAAUUCAAUCUCUUGCGAACAACCUUAAGCAGUGGAUAGACUCAGACGCCGAAAAAGAUCCGUAUUCUCUGGCAGUUCUUCUAUAUGGCAUGAGUCUUCUAGAAGAUGAUGAUUAUUUUCAGAAAAUCUAUGAGGAACUCGAUCAUAAAUCGACCAAGGAAGGUGGGAUGCAGUACUGGAAGAUGAAAGAAGUGGGGUCCCAUUUCCGUUCUUCAACUGAUGAGAACGGCAAUGUAGAGAUCUCUUCCUACGUGUUAUUGGCUUACACAAAACAAGCACUGCUUAGAGACGGAAUUCCGAUUAUGAGAUGGCUUGUAUCUCAGCGUAAUUCCAUGGGAGGUUACCAUUCGACACAAGAUACGGUUGUUUCUUUGGAAGCACUGUCCAAGUUUGCCAGUCUUCAGGGAUGGUCUUCAAAAAUGAAAGUGGAUGUCACAGCUUUUAACUCACUCGAUUAUUCCUAUAGCUUCCCGACAAUUACCAGAGAUAUUUCUACAAUGCUUAUCUCGCACACUUUUCCAAGCGAGUCAAGGAAUCUUACUUUAACUGCCCGUGGAAAUGGAACCGCUUUACUUCAAGUUGCCUGGCAGUACAACUUGAAUAAUUCACACAUAAAGAAACAUCUUCGACUGAAGAUUGUGGACAAUUCCACUGAUAAAGAUAGAAUGGCAAUCCAGGCUUGCGCAAGCUGGAAGGGACAACAAAAAUCUGGAAUGGUACUGAUUGAGAUCGGUAUACCAAGUGGUUUUGCGCCGGACACCGAUAACCUUGAUGAAAUUGAUUUAAUUCGAAAGACAGAAUUUGAAGGAAGAAAUCUUGUCAUUUAUCUAGAAGAGUACCUCUUUUGGGAGCACAUCAAACCAACAGUUGUUCGGUGUGUUCACCUUCUUAUCCUGGCAGAAAAGUUUCUCGUCUGA